UUUUUUUGGGUUACGGAGCUCGAGCCCAUUUGUCCAGGACUCAUGGAUCAAAUUCCGGCGGCAGCACGCAGGAGCCACGCGCGACCCUUUUCCGUUGAGCUUCUCUCCAGAAAACGCAAAGGAACAACAUAAAAAUGGCAUUGUCCGCUCUUCUUUACGUCAAUUCCAGUUCCUUCCCUCCUCUUCACUUCGCCAAAUCUCCAAUUCCACUUAAGAAAACCCUAGCUGCUCCUGCCCCUAGUCCUAGAUUUCCCAAAAUGUUGCCUUCGCCCCACAGACCCCAAGCAUUCUCCUUGCAGGGAGCUCUAUCGGAGGCGAUGAAUUUGAUCCAAUCAUCGCCGCCCACUUGGCGAUCUGCUUUCUUCAACAACUUGUUGAUAUUCACUGUGGGUUCUCCUAUUCUGGUCUCUGGGCUUUCUCUAUCUGGCAUUUGCGCUGCAUUUCUUUUGGGCACUCUCACUUGGCGCGCUUUUGGGCCUUCUGGGUUCCUCCUCGUUGCUUCUUAUUUCGUUAUAGGCACCGCAGCUACGAAGGUGAAAAUGGCGCAAAAGGAAGCCCAGGGAGUGGCUGAGAAGAGGAAGGGAAGAAGGGGACCUGGCAGUGUGAUUGGUUCCAGUGCUGCUGGUUGUCUCUGCGCUUUUUUGUUGAUUAAUAGAAUAGGGGGAGAGGCAUUUUCUCGGCUUUGGGAACUUGGAUUUGUAGCCAGUUUCUGUACUAAGUUGAGUGAUACUGUCUCAAGCGAGAUAGGGAAGGCAUAUGGAAAAACUACGUAUCUUGUUACAACAUUUAAGGUAGUUCCAAGGGGAACAGAAGGGGCUGUAAGUGUUGAGGGAACAUUAGCUGGAUUGUUGGCAUCAAUUCUUCUUGCCUCUAUUGGUUGUUUCAUGGGUGAGAUACGUGCUGCUGAAGCAGUUAUAUGUGUGAUAGCUUCCCAGAUUGCUAAUUUUGGUGAGAGCAUAAUAGGUGCUUCACUCCAAGGCAAGGAAGGAUUUCAAUGGCUUAACAAUGAUGUUGUCAAUGUCCUUAACAUAUCUAUGGGGAGCAUUUUAGCAGUCCUGAUGAAGCAAGUUAUGCUCCAGAACUUUGCACUCGUAAAUCCAUAAUUUAACAUUAUCAAGCUGUACAUACGUUUCAUCAAUGAAGAAAGUGUGAUAAGGGAUAUAGGAAGACAUUUUGCCAUGUUUUACUUCUGGCAGUUGUUUGAAUUACAGGGUUGUGUUCAAACAAAGUUACCCUCCCGUUACAGUUAACAACCAAAGGGGCUUUUGUAAGUGUUUUGUUUAUUUUGCAGAUAAUAUUCCUUGUAUGGUUGUAAGAUCCUAAACUUCCCACAGUUUAUCUGUAGUAUCAUUAGCUGACAUGCUAAUUCCUCAGUUCAAACAAAUGAAUGAAGAACUUUCUUCUCAGA
Hevea brasiliensis (rubber tree) is the source of this 1408-nucleotide messenger RNA. RefSeq names its product protein VTE6, chloroplastic. The record is from RefSeq and is a predicted model, not a curated record. Gene Ontology annotation, cellular component: chloroplast inner membrane. The transcript is spliced from 5 exons. Lineage: Eukaryota; Viridiplantae; Streptophyta; Magnoliopsida; Malpighiales; Euphorbiaceae. The coding region runs from base 135 to 1103 and encodes 322 amino acids.